This is a messenger RNA of Silurus meridionalis, 3001 nucleotides long. RefSeq names its product Ras and Rab interactor-like (gene rinl). The record is from RefSeq and is a predicted model, not a curated record. Gene Ontology annotation, biological process: vesicle-mediated transport. Gene Ontology annotation, cellular component: endocytic vesicle; cytosol. Bases 467 to 2680 code for a protein of 737 amino acids. The transcript is spliced from 12 exons. Gene Ontology annotation, molecular function: guanyl-nucleotide exchange factor activity; small GTPase binding. NCBI's taxonomy places the organism in Eukaryota, Metazoa, Chordata, Actinopteri, Siluriformes, Siluridae.
GAGAGAUAGAGAGGUUUACCACAGUCUACAAAGGGAGGGAAAGGAAGCAAGCUGAAAAAAAAGCAUACACAGUGUUAAAAAAAAGUAAGAAAGAAAGACAGAAAUACAGUAUUGUGAACAGCAGGUCUGAUAGAUUUCUAGAGAAGUCCAGUCCAGAAGUAGGAUCACCUCGGUGGUGUGAUGCAGUCUGAAAGUUAACUUCAUACAGUAGUAGCGUGGCACAAUUUCACAACAGGACUAAAACCGAGAUGAGCUGUGCAAUGACGAGGUGCAGGCGUGAUGCUCAGCGGCAAGCACUUGAUCUAAACAACGAGGCCUAGAAGAACCAACGCUGGGGUCAGUUAGUGAGGAAACAGAUCCUUCCUCUGUCGAUGAAUCACCACAGGAGGAGCUGCACCAGUCCACCAGUGGCUUAAUAACACUUUCUAAAAAAAAGAUCAUGGCUUCACCGAGUUGAUCAGAUAUAAUGAAAAGAUUGGACGAUGAGCCCACACAGAGUGGGAACAGGACGAGCCUUUCUGGCAAGCUCACCAAUGGUGACUCUGUGACUCAGAGAAACCCUGUGGCUUUAUUGCAGGGGUUACGUCUGUGUCAAGAGGCAUGGAACCCAGGAAGCCCAUGGGACAGACAGGGAGCUCAUGCUGCUCUUUGGGGCAGGCAACCAGGGAGUUUCCUGGUAGUGUCUGACUCCUCUUCUCAGAAUAAUCUUCUGUGUGUGUCUAUCGAUGACCAAAGCAAGAAAGUUCAAGACUUUCCCAUCAUACACACUGGCUCAGCACAGCGCCUAAAUACAUCUCACUUGGCCUUCUCUGACCUGCUGCAGCUGGUGGUCUUUUACACUUUAAGCAGAGAUGUGUUGCCUUUGUGCUUGUCAGUUCCUUCAUGGGUGUGUGGCUUAACAGAACAGUCAGAACUUCUUGCUUUCCCACCUGGUCCAAAGGUCUGGCUUUGUCCCACUGCAGAACCGCUACCAGAAACAAUGAGUCCAGGAACACCAGACACUCCAGACACUGUAAUGUGCACCAUUCAGUUAACAGCAGCCAAUGGUGCACUCUGCUUUAUUAACCCACUGUAUCUCCAAGAGCAUGGAGACGAUUGGCUGACACAUACCUCAGUCAGCACAACUUUCACUAGUCGCUCCUUCAAUCCUAAGCGUGAUAGGAGGCUGAGCAUGGCAAGAGCUUGGCCAGGGGCAGGGUUGAAGAAGCGGGCCGAGUCACUGGAAGACUCAUCUGCCAGUUAUGAAAGCUCAGCAGGUUCUCCUGUUGAGAACCCGGUUUCCCCAGUGAUUCCAUCUGGAGUGGUUUUGCGCAGAGCAAGCAGCACUAGUACCACAGAUCCUCUAAAGAGGGUGAGUGCGGAUUCGAUCAGCCCCAUCCCUCAGUCACCUCAUCGGGUGUCUUGGGUCGAGGACAAACCAUGGAACCCACCUGCUCCUUCCUCCCUGCUGCACCCUCCAUGCCUAGAAUUAGAUUCUCUGUCAAUGAGCAGCAUAGAAGAGGAGACUGAUGUCGAGCCAUCUGCAAGCCCUUCCCUUGUACAAAACUCACCACGCCUCCCACUGGCUGACAAGGUAAAGAACAGGCUUUCAGCAGUCAGCCAGGCUCUGGGUGGCUUGAUGAACCCACAGAGACGACUGAGCAAGCGAGUGCAGGAAAUGAGCGAACGCAAGGGCAGUGCCUUCGCAGAGGCUCUAAGGGGAUUUGUGGAGCAGACCCUGAAAACGAAAGCUACUUGUGUGGUGACAAGUACAGAGAUCCUUCAAGAAGUACGCUCCUCUCUUACAGCUCUAAGGGAAAUGUUGUAUGACUCUUCUGAAAUCCAGAGCAUCACAGAUUCUUUUGGAGAUGUGCCUGAUUUUGAGCUGGAUACCAUUAUGGAGCAAGUCUUACAUAAAGUGGCACUAAAGCCAGUGUCUACCCAUUUGUAUGAGAGCAUAAAGACGGCACGACAGCAGAAUGGCAGCCUGCAGCAGCUGCAAGCAAACCAGAAUACACUGAAGGACAAAAGCCUAGAGGAGCUGGAAGGGACAGCAGGUGCAGGUGUUCCUGAUGCAGCCAUGCUGGAGAAAAUCCAGCAGCGCUGGGCUACCAUGCACCAACAAUACUCACCCCAAAAGAAGGUGGACUUGCUGCUCAAAGUGUGCAAAAAUAUUUACCACAGCAUGACUGUCAAUGCCAAGCCUGGUGUAGUUUUCGGAGCAGAUGACUUCUUGCCCUGUUUGACAUGGGUAUUACUCCGCAGCAAUGUUGUCACUCUGCAGAUAGACACAGACUACAUGAUGGAGCUGCUGGAUCCCUCUCAAUUACAGGGAGAAGGUGGAUACUACCUGACAUCCCUCUACGCCUCCUUGUUCUACAUUAGCAGUUUCCGGUCUCGUUUGGCAACACGCCAGCUGAGCGUCGAAGCCCAGAAGUCCCUCAGCCAAUGGCAUCGCAGACGCACGCUCCACUGCAACCAGUCACGGCGAAGCAGGAACCGCAGGACAAUCAGGAGGCACAGAAGUGGUGAAAAAGUCAAUGAGGACUCAGAAGAGGUCACUGCAAGUACAUCCGAAGAGAAAAAAGGACAAUGGACUUUGGAUGCGAAUGAUGUGACAAAAAGACUUCAGAGUUUAACUGAGAGUUCUGGAGAUGAAAAGGAAGAGAAGCAGAAUGGAAGAUCAGUGGACUUACAGUAACAAAUCCCUCUAAGGAAGGGUAAUAGAUGAGUAAUGGUAACAUUAAAACUGCCCUGCACUUUUGCCUUAACAGUGUGUGCUGAAGUAUUUACUGAAAUGUAAACAAUCGCUUUCGCCAAAACUCUACAAUUAAGGGUUUUUAUAUAUUGUGUUUCCUAAUGGCAUCGUUUAUGAGGCCUUAACCGCACCAUUUGAUAAAAUUCUACAUACUCAGUGCUGUAUAAUACACUCAGAAGUAACUUAAUUUAAUUUGUAGCAGCUUUAGAGUAAUCAAAAUACUGAUUUAAAUGAACCAAAUAAACCAAGCACACUCGAAACCCA